Lethenteron reissneri (Far Eastern brook lamprey) is the source of this 4671-nucleotide messenger RNA. Its product is annotated as tumor necrosis factor receptor superfamily member 6-like. The record is from RefSeq and is a predicted model, not a curated record. Gene Ontology annotation, molecular function: protein binding; tumor necrosis factor receptor activity. NCBI's taxonomy places the organism in Eukaryota, Metazoa, Chordata, Hyperoartia, Petromyzontiformes, Petromyzontidae. Gene Ontology annotation, cellular component: membrane raft; CD95 death-inducing signaling complex; external side of plasma membrane. Gene Ontology annotation, biological process: motor neuron apoptotic process; extrinsic apoptotic signaling pathway in absence of ligand; negative regulation of apoptotic process.
UUUCUAGAUUGCUGGGUGUCGUUAGUCUAGAAACUGGCACGGUACAUUCAUCUUAAUCUACAUGUAUUUUGAGAGACAUUAACAGUGUUAAUAGCUAAGUGUUUUACACUCAUAGCCACUGAUGAUCCAGCUGGGGUUUCUUCUGUAGAAAUGUUCAAGUGCCACAAGGCGUAUUUGCAUUAUUUGACAGGGAAGUAUCUCUAAAGUAAAGCUACAUAACAGCGAUAUUAAUUAAUUCAUCGUUAGGUUCGUGCUCCAGUAGUACCAUUUUGACACCAAGUUUGAACGAUGCAGCCAAAACAAGUGGCAGCAAUGGGGCUGAUCUCUGGAAUCAUCUUAUUUACGUUCAUCUCAAUGGGCGGUGAAGCAUCCCUCUCCAGCCGACUUGGUUAUAAAAGAUCUGCGUUCCAAGAGGAGUCGUUAACAGAGGUUAAGCAUAAUGAAUGUGAAGAUAAAGGACAAUACAGAUCAGUGAAAGGGUUUUGCUGCCACCUCUGUCCUGCAGGAAAUAAGUGGCUUGAUGACUGCAUUUCCGAUGACGGCCAAUCUUUCUGCAAAUCUUGCAUGCCAGGGAAGAGCUACAUGGACGUUGCAAACCGUGAUCCUCAAUGCAAAAAGUGCAGCACUUGCAAUAUUCUCUAUGAAGAUGUUCAACGGUACUGUACUGUCACUUGUGACACUGUGUGUCAGUGUAAGGAUGGAUACAGUCGGCCUCAUCCUUUACAGCCUUGUGGAGUUACAUCAAACACAGAAAAAAACAUUGCAAUUCCUACUGGAAUUGGGACCUUCACGCUUCUGGUGGCGGUGGUGGCCUUAUUGAUUUAUCGGAAGAAGAAAUGCUUAUACCCCUUUGGCGCCAACCUCUGGUCACAGUGUAGAAAAGCUCCCACGGACGCACUCGGAGACGGAGAUUAUUCUGGCAAAGUGACAGAGACUGUGCCCCUUCUUCAUUUGAAAGUGCCCAAGGAUGUCCUUAAGAAACCACGAAUGCUCAUCAAGAAGAGAAUGAAGUCCAAUGAUGGAGAAGUUUGGCGCCAGUUCCAUGAGUUGUUGCCAGAAGUGUAUAAAUCCAUCUCUGAAAAUACCUUCUAUUUCUUGUACGAGAUGGAUAAAAAAUACAACAUUCACAUAAGCGUGUACUGGAACGUUUAUGAAAUUACUGACAUCUCAGCACGUGCAAGCUAUUUACUCAAUUACUUUAUUCGUGCGGGUGAGAAAGAGUGCCAGGGGCUCCUAGAGAUGAUCCUUGCAGGACAGAACAAGCAAAUGCAGCUGCAGACCCUGCUUGACUUUGCCGUUAAAUGCUCUCCAACUCUUAAUCGAAACACUGCACAUAAAGAACUUAACAUCUCAGAGGAUGGUAAGACAGUGGAAUGGCUCGAGAGCCCUCCAGAUAAACCCGAUCACCCAGAUCGGUUCAAAUGCUGGUCACAGGUGCUGUCCUCUGAGACUUUCUCUGGAGGAUGCUUCUUCUGGGUGGUGAAUGUGGGGGACGUGGAAAACCUUCGUGUUGGUGUCUCUUACCAGAGUAUUCUACGUAAAGAACAAGACAGUGCAUGCCUGAUGGGAUUUAACAGCAGGUCCUGGUGUUUAUGGAAACGUAAGAACAAAUACAAGGCCUGGCACGACCAGCAUAGCACGGAGCUGGAAGUGGGUGAACAUCCUCGCAGAAUCGGUGUUGGUUUGGACUAUGAGAAACGGGUUCUGUUAUUUUACAAUGCUGACAACAAUGAGCAUCUACACACAUUUUAUGCUCACUUCUCUGAACCCCUGCAUGUUGCUCUGUGGGUGUGGCAUGGGUUCCUCACUAUUGAGCCUGUUAACAACGAUUAAAAUGGAUAUAGAUUUAAUAAUUUAUCCGUGUAAAAUAAUAAACAGGAUCAAAUUGCCAUCCAAAUUCUCUUAGGAAAGUCGUAGGAAGGUUUUAAGAAACUCUUUCCAUUCACCAUAUUGUUUUCACUGCCAUGUGCACUGAUAAUCUCUAUAUAUAAUUAUUGGGAAGGAAAUAUCUUUCCAAAAGGAUGCUUCUCCAUAGUAAUUUCAUGUUCAGGAGUUUUAACAGCCAAACGUGACUUUUUUUUCAAAUUCACUGUUUAUCACAGAUACCAAUGUAACUCCACUGAACAAGUUGAGCUUUGCCAGCCAGGUUAAUUAUCUUUAUAGGAAGGGUUACUAUUUGCAACGUCUGAAUGGCACAAUGUUCUCUUGUAAUUUCAUCACAUUAAUUCGAUGGAACUUUCCUUUGGGCUGUAAAUUGCCUACGACAUAGUCCAUUCCUUUUCCACAUAUAUGUGGAUAUUACAAAUAGAAAGGUUUUGUAUCCAUCUACUGGUCCACCCACGCUCUUAUAAUCAGCAAAAUCACGGAUAACAUAAACUUCCAAUUUGAAGGUAAGAAUGACAAAUUGGUCUAACUCCAUGGAUAAGACAGUCACAAAUCACAAUAGAUGUAUAGUACUGUAUUUCCACAUUUUUGCUGAGUAGUUGGAUAACUGUCAUCACGUCCAAUCUCUAUCAAAAAAUUUGUAAUGUAUAUAAAAUAUCGUAUAGUCCCAUGGGAUUGGCUAUCAACAACAAGGCAACUCCUAUGACUAAUUGGGAAUGGGACGCAAGCGUAGGAUUGAUCACCCUGUCGCUGGCCGCCUUUGGGGAGGGUGUAUAGUGUGAAAGGCCGAAACACCCUAGGAACCAAAGGUACACUACUGACGAUGCGCUCCCCAAAUUUCACCAGGCUCACUGUUCAUGAACUCUUGGAAGUGCUUGCACAAAGGAUAGUAACAUCUCAUCCUGUGUUCUUGGAAUCUGGCAAUUGAGCAAUAUGUGUUACCAGGCUGUGAUUCAUACUUUUAUAUAUGAAGAACGUUUAAUGGGAAGUCAACCCCAGAAAAAAACAAUAAACAGCAGUCUUGAUUUGAAGCUUUCGUGACUGCAGGAAUCCAUACUCUUCGGUUCUUUUGCGAAAGUCACGUAGGUAGAAAUAAAAUAAAUCACGACGUUUCGGAGGCAACACAAGCCUCGCUGAAAAACAGCAGUCUCUUGAGACCUGACUUCAGUCAAAUGAAGUGAUACAGACUUUGGCCACUAGAGAGCAGCAGUGACAGCAAGCACUCUGCGACCACUUGUUGACCCUGUCGGUACCAUUGAUGGCUGGAGUGAUGUUGCCUUGACUAGAGAUUGUUUAUUGUGUUUUAAGUAAGAGGCCUCAUAAUAAAUUCCCCCGAGAAUUAGUUUGAUACAUGUCUGCUUUAAAUCGCAGGUAAACUGGGUCUUUUUAGCCUAGUUAUUGUUGGCCAUAACGUCUGCGCGAAGCAUGGGAUUAAUAAUCUUGGGGUGGUAUUUGAUGCGUCUCUUUCCUUCGAAGCUCAAGUUAAUAAGGUUGUGAAAACCUCGUUUUUUCACCUAAGAAACAUUGCUCGACUGCGCAAAAUCAUUAUAUCGUGACUUAAAGUCUUCGUAACUGCAGGAAUUCAUAUUUUUGGGUCUUUCGGUAAAGCACCGUAGAUAGAAAAAAUAAUAAAAUAGCAAUAUCACGACGUUUCGAUCUCAACACAAGAAAUCGUCUUAUGGUGAAAAAUAUAUCACCAAAAGAUUAUAAUUAUAUCGGUUGAUUCUGAGGUUGUUCCACGCACUUGUCCUCUCGCGAAUCGAUUACUGCAAUGCCUUGCUUGUUGGUGUUUCAAAUAAGGUCCUUGGGAGACUAGAUGUUGUUCAGAAUGCGGCAGUUAGAGUACUCACCCGAACCCCAUUACGUGACCCCAUUUCUCAAGUUGUCUUAUCAUUUACACAGGCUACCGGUCUUGAAACGAGUAGAAUUUAAGUGCCUUCUACUAGUUUUAAAGCCUUGCAUGCGCUGGCACCACCAUAUAAUCACGAGCUAAUUCAUCCAUACACCCCCUCAAGGUCGUUAAUAUCUGCAGACUCUGCCCUUCUGUGUAUCCCUCGAUACUGGCUGCGUUCCUGGGGUGAGCGGGCAUUUGCAAUGUCUGCGCCUCGGUUGUGGAAUUCCCUCCCGUUCGAAAUUCGUUUCGCCUACAAUGCGGAUACUUUUAAGUCACGUCUAAAAAUUCAUUUUCUUAAGUCUGUUUGAUUUAUUUAGCUCUCCUCACUUGACUUUCCUUAAUCUUACAAGGCGAUUUCACAAAUUAGUGGAAGGCGCCUUACAAAUGAAUGCAAAUUAUCGGUUUUCAUCGUAGUUUUGUGCUGUACGAAUGAAUUGUGGUGCAAGGGUCAGCCGAGUGGUUAAUGGAUGAACAGAAAAAACGUGAUGGAGGGUGGAUUGACACCGGUUGUUGCUGGGAAUAAGUGUCCUCAGGUAGAUCAUCGUUAUGAGAGUUAAAAGUGUUUUCCAUCACGGUUAGAAGCUUAGAGCUAAUUAUUUUGCUGUAUCCACCUUCCAGGGGUAGAUAUCCUAUAAUCAAUUGUAAUCCACAGCACAAUAAUCCAGAGAGCUCUGUCCUCGAUAAUUGUAAAGCACCACGAAUAUAUGCAGUAUGCACAAUCUUUAAUUCACUAAUGUAUUUACCAAUACACGACUAUUAAAGCAAUUUACAAUGUAAGUUAAUAUAAAAUACCUAAACGUAAUAUUGAGAAAUAAAUCAUUAUAAUACUGCAAUAUUCUGUAUACGCAAAUUGAUGGAUUGAUGGUUGCCAUAAAUAAACACUGGCUCAUGAA